GGGAGAGCGAGCCGCAUCACAGGUCCCUCACACAUCCUCAGGGUCACAGACGCUUCUCUGCGCUACUGAGAGUGUUGAUCAGCGCACCAGUGGAGCUUCUCCUCCUGGCCCCUGCACCUUAUCUGAGCCCGUCAGGCCGAGCCUCACAGAUAGCAGCAUCAGGACAGGCUUUGUGUGGUGCACCAGCCCAGACCAGGCGACCGCUGCUCAGGUCCCCACAGCUUGGCUGGCCGAGGCAGGCCAUCGGCCCUGUGAUCUUUUAUCACUCCGGUGCAGGGAAACGACCAGCUCCAUGAAUAGACCGGGCCGGCGGACUGACCUUGGGAAGUUCUCUUCAAUGGAAAUAACUGGAAACUUCACUAGUUAAAUGGUAGUUUUCUUCCAGUAGAUCAUUUGAGUUAACAUCACUGGGUGACAUAUAGGUACUGUUCAGAACAUGUGGAUAUGUGGAAUCUUACUGUGCUCUCAAUGGACAGAAGAUGGGAAAGUUCUCCAUCCCAAUAAGUCCUGCACAGAGGGUCUGGAGAGUGAAGUGCCGUGAUGGCGGUCUGAGUCGCUGGCCAUAUUCUGAACAAUGGAGAAUGCAGAGGAAGGUCCAAUGAUGGCAAAAGCUUGGUCAGGUCCAAUGCAGAGUCCUGUGACCUACCCGUCCGUGCCAAACGCCACAACCAGCCUGUGGGCCCCCACGCGUCUCACGCCGCCCAGUAUGGAGGUGGUCACCACCUCGCAGUCGCAGAUGAAGGACCUGGUGGGGCUCUUCUGCAUGGUGACGCUCAACUUGGCUGCGUUGCUAGGCAACACAGGCGUCAUGGUGGCCAUCGCCCGCGCGCCGCACAUGAAGAAGUUUGCCUUCGUGUGCCACCUGUGCGCGGUGGACCUGCUGUGCGCCGUGCUGCUCAUGCCCCUGGGCAUCAUCUCGAGCUCGCCCUACUUCGGCACGGUCUCCUUCACGGUGCUGGAGUGCCAGGUGUACAUCUUCCUCAACGUGUUCCUCAUCUGCGCGUCCAUCCUCACCGUCACCGCCAUCAGCGUGGAGCGCUACUACUACAUCGUCCACCCCAUGCGCUACGAGGUGAAGAUGACCCUCAACCUGGCCGUCGGGGUCAUGGUCUUCAUCUGGGUCAAGUCCAUCUUGCUGGCCCUGGUGACGCUGUUCGGCUGGCCGGCCUACGGCCACCAGAGCUCCAUUGCGGCGGCCCACUGCUCCCUUCACUGGAGCCACAGCCGCCUAAGGAAGGUGUUCGCCGUCCUCUUUAGCGUGCUGUGCUUCUUGCUGCCCGCUGUGGUCAUCUUCGCAGUCUACUGCAACGUCUACAAGGUGGCGCGCGUGGCCUCCCGCCAGCAGGUGCCAGUGCCCACAUGGGCCGCCAGUGCCGCGGUCAAGCGCCGCUCGGACUCCAUCAGCAGCCAGACCACUAUCAUCACCACCACGCGCAACCUCCCGCAGCAGCGGCUCUCCCCGGAGCGCGUGUUCGGCGGCGGCGGCAAGGCCGCACUCACGCUGGCGGUCAUCGUGGGCCAGUUCCUGGUCUGCUGGCUCCCUUACUUCGCCUUCCACCUGCACCUGUCACUCACCGCUCCGGUGCAGAGCCCUGGCGACAUCGAGGAGGUGGUCACCUGGCUGGCCUACUCCUCGUUUGCCGUCAAUCCCUUCUUCUACGGCAUGCUGAACCGGCAGAUCCGCGAGCAGCUGGUGCGCCUGCGACGCUGCUGCACCGGCCGGCCCGCAGAGCUGGCCGCGUCCAGCCACGAGGGCUCGCUCCAGGAGAACUUCCUCCAGUUCCUGCAGAGGACCAGCACCACGGCCGAGACACGCUCCAGCUGCACCAACUCCAGCCCCAGGAACACGCUGGACCAGGAGGUGAGGAUCCCUGGACAGAUCCCAGAGGAGUACAGCUGACCGGUUUUCCCCCCGCACCUCCAACCCCAAGUGGUUUUUUAUAAUGUCACUGAAUGCCAAGGUGCCGCAUACACUUUGUUGGAAUUUGUCUGGACACUCAAUCAUGGGUCACAGAGGAUAUCACGUAGUUGGCUUCAUGUGAAUACAGGGAGCGUCCUGUAUCUGACUGCAUGUGAAUUCUGUUCGGAGCAUGUUAGGGAGUGCUUUGCAAAGCAGUUCUAGCAGCACCUCAUCUAGCAGCACCAAUCUCUCUUUUUUCCAAGGAGAUGUGCUGUCCUGGACAGAAGACACGUGGACCAUUUGUUUUUUGCAUAUUGCCAUAACCUUUUUUAAUCAUUAAUAUAGUCACAGGAAUGGCUUACAGACCAAACUGUCAGCCAAGAUGAAAUUGCCCUGUAGUAACAUUGUUAUUCAUCCAUAACAACUGUCAGAUCUCAAUGUGUUAAUCUAUGAACACAGUUUCUCCAGGUAUUUCAGUGCUGAUGAACUGAAGUUAAGCAUUUCAUUUAAACUAUUACCACCUCAGUGUUCACUGCUUACCCAAUACUGUACGCUUGAAGUGAAGCUGUUCUUCUCAUGGAACAUUAAAAAUGUUUUUCUUUAUACGUCAUCAAUUGCGAUCAAUUUAAACAAAUAUUAUGAACCUGUUCAACUUAUAUAUGUAUUGUAUUUGUUAAACAAGAUAUCUAUUAUUUAUUAAACAAAUAUAAAAUGA
Molecule: messenger RNA, 2615 nt
Organism: Alosa sapidissima (American shad)
Lineage: Eukaryota; Metazoa; Chordata; Actinopteri; Clupeiformes; Clupeidae
Gene: gpr61l
Product: G protein-coupled receptor 61-like
Exons: 2
Coding region: 575-1900 (441 amino acids)
Biological process (GO): G protein-coupled receptor signaling pathway
Cellular component (GO): plasma membrane; endosome; signaling receptor complex
Molecular function (GO): G protein-coupled receptor activity
Source: RefSeq, a predicted model, not a curated record